AUGGACCUGAAGAUAUUUAACCUAAACCUAGCAGGCUCUGUUGAUGCGCUGGAAAGUAACUGUGGCAGAGAGUUGGCCGCCCUGCCAGAAAAACCCCCAACCAUUGACUGGGCUCACUACAAGACUGCUGUUGCUAAAGCUGGCAUGGUGGAUGAGUUUCAGAAGAAGUUCAGUGCACUAAAGGUUCCUGAGCCAGUGGAUACACAAACUGCCAAAAUUGAUGCCCAAGAGCAGGAAGCUGCAAAGAGCACUGCUGAGUAUGUGCGGGCUUCCAAAGCUCGUAUCGCCCAGUAUGAGCAACAGCUUCAGAAGCUGAGAAGCAUGAUUCCCUUUGAACAGAUGACAUUUGAAGACUUGCACGAAGCCUUCCCUGAAACCAAACUGGACAAGGAGAAAUACCCGUUCUGGCCCCACAAACCGAUUGCUGAUCUGUAAACUUGUCUGGAAGCAGAUUAUCUAACGGCUGUCACGCUCUGUGAUCUUUUAAAUAAAGUACUUUCCCUCCU
Messenger RNA from Charadrius vociferus (killdeer), 506 nucleotides. RefSeq names its product ATP synthase, H+ transporting, mitochondrial Fo complex, subunit d (gene ATP5PD). The coding region runs from base 1 to 435 and encodes 144 amino acids. The transcript has 5 exons. Gene Ontology annotation, molecular function: proton transmembrane transporter activity. The record is from RefSeq and is a predicted model, not a curated record. NCBI's taxonomy places the organism in Eukaryota, Metazoa, Chordata, Aves, Charadriiformes, Charadriidae. Gene Ontology annotation, biological process: proton motive force-driven ATP synthesis.